This is a messenger RNA of Vollenhovia emeryi, 5791 nucleotides long. It is a transcript of the gene Hcf, whose product is annotated as host cell factor. The transcript is spliced from 9 exons. NCBI's taxonomy places the organism in Eukaryota, Metazoa, Arthropoda, Insecta, Hymenoptera, Formicidae. The record is from RefSeq and is a predicted model, not a curated record. Gene Ontology annotation, cellular component: histone methyltransferase complex. The coding region runs from base 255 to 5003 and encodes 1582 amino acids. Gene Ontology annotation, molecular function: protein binding; transcription coactivator activity. Gene Ontology annotation, biological process: regulation of DNA-templated transcription; chromatin remodeling.
CGGGCGGCGUCGGCGGACUAUCCGGGUAUCGCCGCUGUCGUCGGGCACGGCCGUCGGCGACGGGCGAGCACGGGCCGCGGUUUCUGUGAUAAAGGAGGGGGACGCCCGCGUUAAGGUCCGCCAAGCGCCGCGCUCUACGGUAGACUCGUCGGCGGCGACUACGAGGAGGACGAGGACGACGACGGCGGCUGCGGUGGUGCCCGUAGUGUAGUACGAUCGCGCGCUAUGAAAAAAUGAUGUGAUCGACGGUCAUCAUGGCGGCACCCAUGCUAAAGUGGAAGCGGAUCGCGAAUCCGACCGGGCCCCAGCCUCGACCCAGGCACGGCCACCGGGCGGUCGCCAUCAAGGAUCUCAUGGUUGUUUUCGGCGGCGGCAACGAGGGCAUCGUCGACGAGCUGCACGUGUACAAUACAGCGACAAACCAAUGGUUCGUGCCAUCUACGAAGGGAGACAUUCCGCCGGGUUGCGCAGCGUAUGGCUUCGUGGUCGACGGCACGCGUAUCUUUGUCUUUGGUGGAAUGGUGGAGUACGGCAAGUAUUCUAACGAGCUGUACGAAUUGCAAGCGAGCCGGUGGGAAUGGAAGCGCCUGAGGCCGAAGCCACCCAAGCACGAUCCGCCGCCGUGCCCGCGGUUGGGGCACAGUUUCACCCUGAUUGGCAACAGGGUCUUCCUUUUCGGGGGCCUGGCGAACGAGAGUGACGACCCGAAGAGCAACAUACCGAGAUAUUUGAACGAUCUGUACACGCUCGAGCUCCUUCCUAAUGGCCAGACAGCCUGGGACGUGCCGCUAACGCACGGACACGCGCCACCUCCCAGGGAAUCCCACACCGGAGUGGCGUACACCGAUCGUACCACGGGCAAAUCCUGGCUGGUGAUCUAUGGUGGCAUGAGCGGUUGCCGUCUAGGUGAUCUGUGGUUCCUCGACGUCGACUCGAUGACCUGGAACAAGCCGGUGGUGCACGGACCCACCCCUUUACCCCGAUCGCUUCAUACUGCCACUUUAAUCGGUCAUCGAAUGUAUGUUUUCGGAGGGUGGGUGCCAUUGGUCGUCGAUGACGUCAAGGUCGCGACACACGAGAAAGAGUGGAAGUGCACGAGCACGCUAGCCUGCCUGAAUCUAGAAACUUUAACCUGGGAGCAACUUACCGUUGACUCCUUGGAAGAGAAUGUUCCUCGUGCUCGUGCUGGUCAUUGUGCGGUUGGAGUACACAGUAGACUCUACGUCUGGUCCGGCAGAGAUGGCUAUCGCAAAGCUUGGAACAACCAGGUGUGUUGCAAGGACCUGUGGUACCUCGAAGUCAGCAAGCCAGCGGCACCUUCCAGAGUUCAGUUAGUUCGGGCUUCCACGCAAACGUUGGAAGUCAGCUGGACUGCGAGCCCGUCCGCGCAAUAUUAUGUCCUUCAAAUACAGAAGUACGACAUGCCGCCGGUGGCGGCGACCGGCACCUUCUCCACAGCGAGCGUACCGACGCCGACUACACCCAUCGUCAGUACUCCGGUCGCGGUAACAACCUCUGCGAUGGUGACAUCCCCUACGACUGUACCUAUCACGUCUCCGCCUGUGACUACUGUCGCUGCUCUUCCUCCGACUACACCGCCUGUUGCCGCGGCCACCGUCGCCGCCGCCGCUGCCAGAACAUCUGUAGCGACAGCUGUGGCAACUCCGUUGCGAGUCCAAAGUGCGAGUCCCGUGCAGAAGCCAGUGCCGUCGCAGGCGGUGCAGAAGCCGACGAGUCCUAUGACCCCGAGAGUCGCGACCGGCAACGUUAUACGCAUCCGGUCUCCUCUGGUCACCACCACGACAGCAGUGGCUACAGCGACGGUUACAGUUGUCACCACCGAGCAGACUGCGACUGCCACUACUACGACUACAACUGUGGCCGGUCAGACGCCCGCUGCCAUGUCUGGAAUUGCGGCUUUGGCCGCGGCGGCGGCGGCCACCCCGAAGAUCACCAUGAACAAUGUCUCGAUCGUGCCACAGACCGCGGCUGCAACCGCUACCAACACCAUCAGAAUGAAGAACGUUCAGCCAGGUCAGCAGAUACGUUUCACCACGCCCGGCGCCACAGUGUUGCGCACCGCCUCGCCGCAGCCGAACAAGCAGAUCAUACUGCAAAAGCCUGGCCAAAAUAUACCCGGUCAGCCACAGUUCUUGCAUCUUCUGAAGACUGGACAAGGCAUGGUGGCCGCAGUGCCCAAGGUGAGCAUUAUUCCCAGCAAAAGCGUCCAGGCAACCGGCGCGAAGCCUCUCAACCAGGGCCCGACAAUACUGCGACUGGUGAAUCCUAACACGGUUGCUGGGUCGAAAAUCCUCACGACCAUGAAGACGUCCAACAUCGUGACGAUGAGCAAAGGGCAGAACAUUACGGGCAAGCAGACCAUAAUGCUCGCUAAGCCACCGGGAAACAGCGGAUUGGUUGGAAGGACCAAUCAAUACAUCGUUGUCACCACAGGCUCUGGUCUGAGAGCCGUGCAAGCUGUAACAACAUCGCAAGCUGGUGCAGGGCAAGGGGCUACUGUCGGCACUCCCGUAAAUGUCCUGCCGUUGUCGGCUACGAACCACGUCACGAAUCAGCAGGGUGUCAAGAUGAUCGUUGUUUCCUCUGGGGCUAUUUCUUCGGGCGGAACCGCUGGCAAGCCUUUGACCAUCACAGUCCCGGGGCAAGGCGGUGUACCAAAGACCGUGACUAUUGCUGCAAAGAGCGGUACGCAGGCCAUCUUCAAUACUGGCAAGAAUCAGCUUGUUACUGUGCCGCAGAUACAAAAGACGCCUGAAGCGGUAGCGGUAUCUGGAAAGCCAGUGACUUUGCAAAUGCCCGCGGGUAUAAGUGCAAAGACGGUGACCCUUUUGCCGACCAGUAGCAGUUCCAUAGUGACUACUAGCGCGUCAGAUUCAAUAGACGCUAGCAAAAUGCUGUUUGUUUCUUCGCAGAAGCAACCUUCAGCCUCCCUAGCGUCUACUUCCGACGGUCCUGCCACUACUGACGCUGCGUUAGCCGCAUUGGCGGCAGAGGCUGGUCUGAUAGAUCCGGUCCAGGAACCGUCUGGUAGUUUAUCAUUCAUGGUGGCUACGGAUGACGGUACUGGCGGCGACGAUAAAAUGGAAGAUAGCUGUAAUGGUAACGAGGCGACUACAGCGGCUACCUUAGUUUCUCAAAUAGGUGCAGGAGAACCGAUGCAAGUGGACGGCGAUGGAAACUUUGUACUACCGCAAGUAGACGGUCCGAUAGACGAUCUGUUACUGGAAGGUGAAGAAAAAAUGGACGUAGAUGAGGAACCAGCUUCAGGAAAUGCCGCCGAAUCGGCCGGCAAUGAAUCUGCGACGACGGAACAAAACGUUAGUGCAUCUGAAAAUAUUGAGGCGAAUGUAUCGAUUGUGGUAAAAGAGGAGAUUGACAUAAAGAGCGACGAAGCGACGACAGCCGAGCUUCCCGAAUCGAGCACCACCAGUCAAACCAAGAAAGCUGCAGAUGUUGAUAAUCCACCAGUCGAGGACAAAGUAUCGAAGAAAACUGACGAUAACGAUGCAGAGUUACCAAGUGAAAAGGAAACGGAUCCAAUAGUCAAUGACGUAAAAGUAAAAUCCGAAUCUCCUUCAGAACAACCGUCUGCGGAGGGUUCUGAACAGACGCCUCCAGCGGACGCCGCGAAUCCGGCAAUGGAAGUCGACGGAACUCAGCAAGAUGAGGGCAGCUUAGAAGUAAAAAAUGUAAAGAAUCAAUCGUCUCCUGAGAAAGAAAAGCCGCCAGCUUUGGAAGACUUUCUUACCGAGGAUAAGGAUGCGUCGCAGCCUCCCGAAGAGGAUACUCAGAAAAUUGAAAAGAUUAAAGAUGAAAUCGCGGAACUAGAAACUGAUCUUCCAACCGAGAGUUCUCCUGCAAAAUCAAGCACCGAUGAACCGAUAAUCGCCGAUGACAGUACAUCGACCCCGACAGACAACGUAACGGCCCCUGCUGUUACACCGAGCCUCCCAAUGAAAUUGGAGUCAACGAACGACGAACCUGCGGAACAGGACAAGUUGCCCGAUUUGCCCGUGUCCUCGAUCAAUGGUGUUGCCGCACCUCUCGAGAAAGAAAUGGAGAAAAUACAUACUCCCGUAAAAAUGGAGAUAAAAGACGACCUCGCUGUUCAAAAGAGAGAAAAUCAGAAACAGGACAAAACCAAUGACGCCAGAUCAGAAACUGGAGACGAUUCUACAGCGCUGACAACGUUGGCUACUGCUGCUUUAGGGUCGGCAGAGCCAGUGAUAAAGGUUAAAAACGAACAGAGCGAAGAGGAGAAGAAAGAGGCAGAGUGGUACGAUGUGGGAGUGAUAAAGGGAACUAGUUUUACUGUUCAACAUUAUUAUCUUCCUGGUGAUGAGCCAUUAGAUAUAACGCAAUCUUUGACAAUGGAUGUUUUUAAAGGACGAGCUAAAGUAGCGUUAGAACCCGGUACUGCCUACAAGUUUAGAGUUUCCGCUGUGAAUAGUUGUGGACGAAGUGCCUGGAGCGAGGUAGCGGCAUUCAAGACGUGUCUUCCGGGAUACCCGGGUGCACCGAGCGCUAUAAAGAUAUCAAAAUCCGUGGACGGCGCACAAAUCUCUUGGGAACCGCCGCCUAGCAACGUUGGGCCCAUUCUCGAGUAUUCCGUCUAUCUGGCAGUGCGUAGUACCGCGGUGAACAAUGACGGAGAACCAAAAACAGUUGUGUCGAGUCCAAAUCAGUUAGCUUUUAUUAGAGUUUAUUGCGGUUCGAGUAAUUCUUGUUCGGUGAACAAUAGUGCCCUUAACGCCGCUCACGUGGACACCACUACGAAACCGGCCAUAAUCUUUAGAAUAGCAGCACGAAACGACAAGGGAUACGGACCAGCCACUCAAGUCAGGUGGUUGCAAGCAGAUCCAACUACCGCAGUGAAAAGUAAUCCGCAAGCGAAGAGACCCGCCAACACAGACCUACGCUCGCAAGUGACUUCCCCGCAGAAGAAAAUGAAAAUGGAACCAGCUAGUGAUAAUUUCUCGUGAGCCUGUUCUCUCCCUGGCCUCGUACAGCCGAAACUCCCACGAGCAACGCUACUCAUUAUUUAAUUUCUAUAUGCCUAACAACGAUAAUGAAAUCAAUGUAUUACCAGCUAAACGACGUGAUAUAUAAGUAAACGAAAGAUAUGAACGUACGAUAAGAAAUGAGAGAGAAAGCGGAAGAGAAUGAAAGAGUUAAGUAUCCGUAGACUUAGUCUAUGCGUAAAGAUUUGGGAAGGAAAGUAUUUUUAGUGUUCAGUACGAGCGCGCGGGUACGUCAACGUCUUUCUUACUCGCUGUCAUCCUAGUUUUGUCGUAAAAGUGCGCGAUAAUCUUUGUAAAGGCAUAAGUACCGUUAAAUGGCGACAUGGUUAUUUUUUUGGAGUUAAGUAAGUUUUUCCAUGUUUAUAGCGUUUUCUAACGGACGGUACGACAUAUCGCAUGCAAACGCUCAUACCUGCAUCACGGUAAAGUCCACGGUUGGCACGUUCGCGCUUUCAUGAUUUUCUCGUUAUCUGACAACCGUUGAAUUCGAUGUAAAAGGUGAUGUAUGAAAAUGAAUAACUGAACAGCAUUCAUAUUCAACAUUUUAAUUAAUUGUGUAAACAAUUAUAUACAUAUAUAUAUAUUUUCGACGAAAAUCUAUUUUAAACAUCUAAAUUCUUUAUAAUAUAUUUAUCAUUGAUAGGAUAUCUGCAAUUCUUUUUGCAUUCAUCACACUGUGUGCAGAAAAAAUUCGCUUUUGAGAUAUACGUUAUUUAGUGUACAUAAAAUUCUUGCACUGAUAAAAAAAA